AUGGAAUUCGAUAAAGCCGACAAUAAUGAAGGUAUCACUGUUUUGGAUAUAACAGACAUCGACAAAAUCCGCUAUUGUUUCGUCAAUAUUCAUUCCAAAUCGAACCCUAGAGUGUGGGAAAUGAUUAAGAAUUCUGGGGUUCCGAGUAUGAUUCCUCUGACUGCCACUGAGUAUAUGGGGGCCUACGGCCACGAACAGGAGCACUUCGAAGAAGCUUGGAAAGAAUGGAUUCAUCAUUUGAGCAAACCAGGUCUUAUUGACAGUUGGGCACUAAACAGCGUCUGGCCAAGGAAAACAUGGCAGAUGCGUGUUGGUGCAGAGAUUGCACUGCUCUUGGACUCUGGUCAAGAGCCAAUCAACGUCUUGCCAGUUUUUUCUCCGCCAUUGACACUACGCAAAGCUUGCAUGGAAAAGUUCUUGAAGGAGAUUUUCAAUUGUCCAAUCAGGGAGCUGCCUGCCAAAAUUAAACGUGCGACGCUCCUGCCUGAUUUCCGACUUGCCUUGAAAUCAACCAUAUUCGCGACACCGACGAUUCUUGCAAGUUCUGCUGCUGCACGAUAUCUUUUCAGUCAAAUACUAGAAACUGAAAAAAGCAUUGACUUGGGUCCGUUCGAUCUAUUGCCUGAUCAUAUAAUAGAGGUACUGAAGCAGCCCAGGAAAGCUGGGGUGUUGAGGAUCUUAAGUCUUUGUGGCAAUCAAAAGAUAAAUGAUGCCUCUCUAGUCAAGCUAAUCAAUGACUUUCCGAGUCUUCGAUCUUUGUAUUUACUGGAUACCCCUCAGAUUCCACUCGCGACAAAGAUGAAGAUACUUAGAGACCAAGCAUUGAGAGAAUUUUCGACACAGACCUCGCUCGAUUCAAAUCUCGGUCCCGACAAUGAAGAAGCAAGUCGAGCUAACGAUAUCAGUGAAAGAUCCCAGAGCUUCAUGAAUGAUAUGAGCAAAUUCUACUAUCUUCUCGAAGACGGAAUGCCACCAUUUUUCGAUUUGGGUUAUAUUACGCCUUUGGUCGAGCAGAUGAUAUAUAUUACCUGUGGUGAGACUGACGAAAAUAGCAUACGCGAUAGUGAAGGUGGCCUUGACAUACUUGAUCGAUUUCGGAAAAAUUGGUCGUCGCACUCAGAGGUUGAUGAUCCUGGGUAUCAGGCUAUGCCGUUGAAAGAGGCGAACCGACACCCUUCCCAACUUGUCCAGAGCUUAGCCCGAUUCAUCGGGGUUUCUUUCAGCGAGAGAUACGUGUGGUUCUCAGACUUGAGAAAGACUCUGGUGAAGAUCCUCGUCAUGGAACCAAUCGACGAUAUCGGCCCAGGAUAUCAAGUUUUACCACUCUGCGCAGGUCUUUAUAGCGACGAUAUGGGCAUUGGUGAUUCAAAGAGCAAUGGAAUCUUUCAAGUAAGUAGAGAGAUUAUUCCGAAUGAGUGGACCUUUGUCAUGAUUGUUGAACAUGAAUCCUACAAGCUCAAAGAGAAAGAAAAAGAAGAAAUUAAGACUCGGUCUCUUGCCUGCUGUGCUUUUGUAUCGGCUGAGCGUAAUCCCGCUAGCUCAGCAUCGGGUGAUAUACUUUCAACCCUGAUUGUAACCGAUGUCAAACAGUUUUUGGAGAGCAAUUUUGCCAACCACGGCCAGGAAUGGCUUAAAGGGAUUCUAGAGUGGUGGGAUGACCUGCUUGCCAAUCGCUAG
Messenger RNA from Botrytis porri, 1677 nucleotides. RefSeq lists its product as uncharacterized. The transcript is spliced from 3 exons. Bases 1 to 1677 code for a protein of 558 amino acids. The record is from RefSeq and is a predicted model, not a curated record. NCBI's taxonomy places the organism in Eukaryota, Fungi, Ascomycota, Leotiomycetes, Helotiales, Sclerotiniaceae.